CACGUAACGUAGCUGUUGGUUGCCAAUAGCCCUGAAAAGACAAGAAGAAGAGGAACGCCCAUUUUGCUCACACUGACCAGGCAUCGAAUUGUGCUGAAAUAUCAACAGAUAGAAGAGGACAAAGAGCUGCAAUGGACGGUGAUGUUGCGGUUGGUGUGAAGAGAGGCUCAGAGGAGCUCAGCAUGUACAGCAGCAGCCCCAACUCUAUGACUGCAAACGGCAGUGACAGUAAGAAACAGCGUCUGGAUGAAUCCCCUCCCUCCAGAGUUCUCCACAUCAGAAAACUUCCCAAUGAAGUGUCAGAGACUGAAGUCAUUGCCUUGGGGCUGCCCUUUGGAAAGGUCACUAAUAUUCUGAUGCUGAAGGGGAAAAACCAGGCGUUUCUGGAGUUGGGUACAGAAGAAGCAGCCAUUACUAUGGUGAACUACUACACAGCUGUCACGCCACAGGUCAGAAACGCUCCGGUCUUCAUCCAGUACUCUAAUCAUAAGGAACUGAAAACAGACUCUGCUCUGAACCAGAGGGCCCAGGCAGUGUUGCAGGCAGUGUCAGCAGUUCAGGAUGGAAGCUCUCCAUCCUCUGACCCUGGAGUUUUGGACCUAGCUCCUCCUCCCAGCCCUGUCCUUCGAAUUAUCAUUGACAACAUGUUUUAUCCUGUCACACUGGAUGUUCUUCAACAGAUCUUCAGUAAGUUUGGGACCGUAAUGAAGAUUAUAACGUUCACCAAGAACAACCAGUUUCAGGCUCUUCUGCAGUUCAGCGACCCCGUCAAUGCACAGCAAGCUAAACUGUCUUUGGAUGGACAGAACAUCUAUAAUUCAUGCUGUACUCUGCGGAUAGACUUCAGUAAACUGGUCAACCUCAACGUCAAAUACAACAAUGAUAAGAGUCGAGAUUACACCAGACCUGACCUUCCUACUGGAGACGGAGAGUCAACCAACAAGGAUCAUUCUUUAUUGGGUACCCCAUCUGGAGCGCUAGCUUCCUACUCUAGUGGAGGAGGUUACUCAUCUUCUCUCUCCCUCUCGCAGGGUGGAGGAGCCAUCAGUCCUCUGAGUGCUGCGGCAGCAGCGGCAGCAGCUGCCGGUCGUGUUGCGCUGUCUGGGUCCGGAGUGUCAGGAGUCCUGUUGGCAUCCAACCUAAAUGAAGAGAUGGUCACGCCUCAAAGUCUCUUUACCCUCUUCGGAGUCUAUGGUGAUGUGCAGAGGGUGAAGAUCCUCUACAACAAAAAGGACAGUGCUCUGAUACAGUUGUCCGAUGGCAACCAGGCUCAGCUGGCUAUGAGCCACUUGAAUGGUCAGAAGAUGUUUGGUAAAGUUAUGAGAGUGACACUGUCCAAACAUCAGACUGUGGCUUUACCCAGAGAAGGACUGGAUGACCAACUACUAACUAAAGAUUUUUCUGGCUCUCCUCUCCAUCGCUUUAAGAAGCCAGGAUCCAAAAAUUUCCAGAACAUCUUUCCUCCCUCUUCAACACUUCACCUCUCCAAUGUCCGGGAUGGACUUGGAGAGGAUGAUCUUCGUCUUCUGUUCUCCAACAGUGGAGGAACUGUCAAGGCCUUCAAGUUCUUCCAGGACCGUAAAAUGGCCUUGAUCCAGAUGACGUCGGUCGAGGAAGCAAUCCAGACUCUGAUGGACCUUCACAACUAUGACAUGGGAGGGAAUCACCAUCUGAAAGUUUCCUUUUCAAAGUCUACCAUCUAACCCUCACACCUGACUCCUUAAGCUCUACGACGAGCGAGGAAAUCACUACCAUUUUGUCUUCUUUUCAGCGUUUUCUUUUAACCUUCUUUGCGCUAUCCCCAAACCUUUAAUUUAGUAGUAAAAUGGUUUGUCAUUAAAAUGUGCUUCCUUGUCCAAAGCUUCAAACUCAAAGU
Molecule: messenger RNA, 1876 nt
Organism: Cottoperca gobio
Lineage: Eukaryota; Metazoa; Chordata; Actinopteri; Perciformes; Bovichtidae
Product: polypyrimidine tract-binding protein 2-like
Exons: 17
Coding region: 132-1703 (523 amino acids)
Biological process (GO): mRNA processing
Cellular component (GO): nucleus
Molecular function (GO): RNA binding
Source: RefSeq, a predicted model, not a curated record